This is a messenger RNA of Xenopus laevis (African clawed frog), 4808 nucleotides long. It is a transcript of the gene tbc1d8b.L, whose product is annotated as TBC1 domain family member 8B L homeolog. Gene Ontology annotation, molecular function: calcium ion binding. Lineage: Eukaryota; Metazoa; Chordata; Amphibia; Anura; Pipidae. The transcript is spliced from 21 exons. The record is from RefSeq and is a predicted model, not a curated record. The coding region runs from base 118 to 3474 and encodes 1118 amino acids. Gene Ontology annotation, biological process: glomerular filtration. Gene Ontology annotation, cellular component: cytosol.
GAACUACACUUCCCAUGUUCCUGCUGGUACUAUGUAAAGCCCUCCUGGCACAAUUGCUGCUGCUGCUGACGUGUCGGCGGAGUCCCGAGCGGCAUGGGGACAUGAGAGAGGAGCAAGAUGUGGCUUAGACCGGAGGAGGUGCUGCUGAAGAACGCUCUCAAAUUAUGGGCCACCGAGCAUUCCAACCCGUACUUCGUGCUGCAGAGGCGGAGAGGCUACAGGGAGGAAGGAGGGGGACUGGCAGGUCUCCUUGUGGGAACUCUUGAUGCAGUUUUAGAUUCCACUGCUAAAGUAGCACCAUUUCGCAUCCUUCAUCAAACCCCAGACUCACAGGUGUACUGGUCAGUAGCAUGUGGAGCCACCAAAGAGGAAAUUUUGAAACACUGGAAAUGGCUGGAGAACAAUGUUAUGAAAACCUUGCCAGUAUUUGAUUCAAGUGAGGAUAUAACUAGCUUUGUGCAAGGAAAAAUCAGAGGUCUUAUUGCUGAAGAAGAAAAGGGGUCUAUUAUAAAAGAAGAGGAUCCAGAGAAAUUUCGGGAAGCUCUUUUAAAGUUUGAGAAAUGUUUUGGGCUGCCAAAUCAGGAGAAGCUGGUAACUUAUUACUCAUGCAGUUACUGGAGAGGAAGAGUACCAUGCCAAGGCUGGCUUUAUCUCAGCACCAACUUUCUCAGCUUUUACUCCUUCCUGCUUGGCUCUGAAAUUAAACUCAUCAUCUCAUGGGAUGAAAUCUCCAGACUGGAGAAGACCUCCACAGUCCUGCUUACUGAGAGCAUACAUGUUUGCUGCCAGGGGGAGGAUCACUACUUCUCUAUGUUUCUGCACAUAAAUGAGACCUUCCUUCUGAUGGAGCAGCUGGCUGACUACGCAGUAAGGAGACUGUUUGACAAGGAGACAUUUGAAGAUGACCCAGUACUGACCAAUCCCUUGCAGAUUACAAAGAGAGGUUUAGAGAGCAGAGCCCACAGCGAGCAUUUCAGAACGUACUUCCGUCUGCCUAAGGAAGAAACGCUGAAAGAAGUCCACGAGUGCUUCCUUUGGAUCCCAUUCGCCCACCUUAACCCACUUGGGAAGAUGUGUGUUUCUGAGAACUAUGUUUGCUUUGCCAGCCAUGAUGGCAGUCUCUACAGCACCAUAAUCCCAUUACGAGAGGUAGUUAGUAUUGACAAAUCAGAUGCUGCAACCAGGGCCAUAACUUUUAGUACGAAAGGAAAGAAAAUGUUCCGAUUUACUGAUGCACGGGACUUUGAUGCUCUGGUGGACAGACUGAGAGGCAGAUGUACAGUAACAAGCCCACAGCAUACUGUCUAUACAGAGACUGCCAGCACAGAGGAUCUGGAAGAGCUUCCUGAAGAGCAUGCCAUGGCAGAACAGAGAGGUACCAGAAAAACAGUCAGCACGGAAGCUCUAAUGACAGUCUUUCAUCCCCAAGAUGCAGAAAACCUUGAUACCAAAAUGUUAAAAGAGAAAAUGAAGGAGCAGACCUGGAAAAUUCUGUUCACGGAGUGUGGCCGCGGCGUCAGCAUGUUUCGUACCAGAAAGACGCGAAAUUUGGUUGUUAGGGGCAUUCCAGAGACAUUAAAAGGAGAAUUGUGGCUACUUUUCUCAGGUGCUGUUAAUGACAUGGCAGCUAACCCUGGUUACUACACUGAAAUUGUGGAAAAGUCCUUAGGUACAUGCACUUUGGCUACUGAUGAGAUUGAAAGAGACCUGCGCAGAUCCUUGCCAGAGCACCCAGCAUUUCAGAGUGAUACCGGCAUCUCUGCGCUGAGGAGGGUACUGACAGCAUAUGCGUACCGAAACCCCAAAAUUGGAUAUUGUCAGGCAAUGAACAUUCUCACUUCAGUUUUACUGCUAUAUGCCAAAGAAGAGGAGGCAUUUUGGCUCCUUGUUGCGGUUUGUGAAAGAAUGCUUCCAGAUUAUUUCAACCGGAGAAUCAUUGGAGCCCUGGUGGAUCAGGCAGUGUUUGAGGAGCUCAUCAAAGAGUAUUUGCCCCAGCUGACUAACCACAUGACAGACAUCACAUUCUUCUCCUCUGUUUCCCUUUCAUGGUUUCUGACCCUCUUUAUCAGCGUCUUGCCCAUUGAAAGUGCUGUCAACGUUGUAGAUUGCUUCUUCUAUGAUGGGAUCAAGGCCAUUCUGCAACUAGGGUUGGUUGUGCUGGACUUCAACAUGGAAAAGCUUCUGGCUUGCAAAGAUGACUCUGAGGCUGUCACUAUUCUUAACAGGUUUUUCAAUAAUGUUGUUAACAAGGACAGCCCAUUGCCCUCAUCUGUACAGCAAGCACCCACUGGAGCAGAGGGGAAACAAACUGGUACCAAAGUAGAUAUUACGGAUCUAAUCAAAGAAGCAAAUGAGAAGUUUGGUGCAAUCCGCUAUGAAGAUGUGGAAAGCAUGCGCAGCAGGAACCGGCUGUAUGUGAUACAAACGUUAGAGACCACAACUAAACAGAAUGUGGUCCGGGUUGUGUUGCAAGAUGUCAAAUUUAGCCCAGCUGAUCUGGAAGAGCUUUAUUAUUUGUUUAAGAGAGAACACUUUCUGUCUUGUUAUUGGAAUGUAAACAGCAGCAUACUCUGUCACCACGACCCCAGUUUACCCUAUCUAGAGCAGUACCAUAUAAACUGCCAGCAGUUCCGGACUCUCUACCAUCUACUUUGCCCGUGGGCAUAUUCUGCUAAUGCCGACUCUUUGGCUUUGUGGACCUUCCGCCUGUUAGAUGAAAACUUGGAUGGACUCAUCAAUUUUAAAGAGUUUGCUUUUGCAUUUGAUGUCAUGUACAACAGAAGUUUUACAGAUAGACUCAAACUGCUCUUUAAAAUUCACAUACCUCCAGCUUUUACUGAAGUGGGAUCCAUGAGCCCUUCAGAGGAAGCCAAGCUUUCCAAAGAAGACCUGAUGCAUUUCAGCAAUCUCCAUGUAACAUCUCCAAAAGAAAAACUCAAUCCAGAAGUCCAGACUAAAAGCCCCGAAAAAGGCAGGGGAAAGAUUGAUAUUCAGGCCUAUCUGAAACAAUGGCAAGAUGAACUGGCACGGAAAGAAGAAAGCAUAAAAGACUUGCCAAGAAUAAACCAGACCCAGUUCAUACACUUUUCCAAGACACUUUACAACUUAUUUCAUGGAGAUCCUGAAGAAGAACUGUUAUAUCGGGCGAUUGCUGCAGUGACCAACCUACUCCUUCGAAUGGAAGAAGUUGGAAGAAAAUUACACAUCCCCUCUUCACCUUGCAAGAGCCCAGCACAAGAGCCAUGCACAGAUACCAGGGAAAUCACUCAGGGGGCAGAUUCUUCAGAGCCAACCGAAAACACUGUUCUGCAGCCUUCCAAAGAGAACACUGAAUGGUCUUUUGCUUUUGAACAGAUCCUUGCAUCCCUGCUAAAUGAGCCAUCCCUUGUGAGAUUCUUUGAGAAAACUACAGACCUAAAGUCCAAGCUAGAGAAUGCUAGGUCCUCACAAGUACGAGCCAGCAACAGGGUGUAAGUGUGGGAUUUUAUAACCUGUUGGGCAACAGAUACCUAGUACCUAGAUACCUAGCACAAUGUGCUAGAAAGGAGAUUAAGAAAGGCUUAUUUAUUAACACUGGGAAAUUUGCACAUUGCCAGGAACCCUUCAUAAUCAACCAAUGAUAAAGUUUUUCAGCCUGCUGCAGGUAGAACAAUGAAAACAAUUAUUGAUUGCAAUGGGUUACUGCCCAGAUGUAAAUGUGCCCUCUGUUGAUAAAUAAGCCCCAAUGCUAAUAGAAGCUGGCAGUAAUGAAAGAAUAUUGAUAUUAACAGAUGUUUGCAAACAUUUCAUAGCUCUAAUUGCUUUCAUAACUUAGUGCUGAUGGCUGAUCACAAGCACCUUUUGUACCCUUAAAUGCCUUGUUACAGAGGCAACAAAUACCACUAUUCAGCAUGACCAUGACCAGGUAUUACUAGAUCAUUAAAGACCAUCCAUGCCUUCAGGGAUUAGUUUAUAAAGAAAUAAGAAACACUGUAAAAAGAAGCACCUCCCUUCAUCAGAUUGCCUCCAUGUUUCUGUUUUAUAUACAGGUGGUUAAACUGCAUGGGUAAUAUUAUUAGCUGCCUUCCUCUCUUUCACAAUUGCUCUGACAGAUAAAAGAUGUGUGAUCAAUUAUAUGGUUAAUGUACAUGUAAUUUCACUGUCCUGUUUAGUGCAAUAAAUAGAACACUAAUCAUAAUUUAAAAGAAUGGGCAGAAUGCCGGUACAACACAAGCUUGAUCUAUUUAGCUUAUGUUGAACAUAAUUGUGUAUUGCCCCAUUAAAUACAUAGACUUAUUCCUCCCAAACCAUGCACCCCAAAGCCUUUCUUGAGGAUAAAGGGAACUAUAAUUAUUUACAAUCCCCAACAAUUGAAAGGCAAAAGUCUUAACUCCCAUGGCCAAUCACUGAUGUCUCAGAUUUUACCUCUAUCUUGUAAAUACAGUGGAUAUAUUAGAGUAUAUGCUAAAAGGAUGCAGAUAAGGGAAACUAGCUGCUGUGCUAAUAGAUGGACGGACCCUCCUUCUUCCUACAAUACAGAUACAGCUGAUUUUGUCAGAGGAAGGAUAAAGUCUAUAUAAUAGUACUUAAAGGGGCAGCAUGCCACCUUGUUAUAAAAAAGCAUGUUCAUCACAAACUCUAUUGAUUGUACAAGGGGGUGUACUGCACCUUGUAAAUAGAAAAUAGUGAUAGUUUCCCUUUCAGACCACUAGGAUUUUUAUUAUUAAGAGUACUUUUUCUCAUUCUUGAUUUUUGUUUUGUAUUUCAAAAAAAAAAAAAAUACCAAACAAACUGUACAUUUUCUGACAUGAAGUUUACCAUGGCCCCUU